AUGAAUUGGCUCCGUCUUCUUGCACUGACUCCUCUUGCGUUCGGGGCUCCGGCGAGCGAUUUGCAAAGACGACAGGAGGGGUCUGAAAAUGUCCAGCUUAAAGUACCCAACUCUGCGCCGGAAGGCCGUCAGAUUGUCGACGCCAGUUUCCAAUCGUACUCCAUUGAGUUUUCUUAUAUGCUAGAUUUCGCUGGUAAUGCGAGCCAUCCAAACUCCUAUUCUCAUCAGAUGAUACAGAACCUAGGCGAUAUUGCAGGUUCUUAUCCCAUUAUUCGUGCCGGCGGAACAACACAGAAUCGAGCCACCUAUCUUGCAAACCAGGUCGAGGCGUUGAUAGCAAGAUACUCAACGCCAGGUGCUGAUCAGCCAUCUUCGUUGGCAGUCGGGCCUGCCUGGUUCGAGUCUUUCCAGCAGUUCCCAAAGGGUACUCAGUACAUAUACGGUCUCAACUUCUACGAUGGCGACGAAGGCAAGGCUCAGACCGUGCUUCAGGCCGGUGCAGCCUACCGUGGCAUUGGAAAGGAUCUAUACGCAUUUGAGAUUGGCAAUGAAGUCAAUGGCUGGGCUGGUGGCAGUCGUCGUCCAGCGAACUAUACUACCAAAUCGUAUGUAGACCAAUGGACUGAGUACUCAGACGCCAUUGGCAAGGACGCUCUUGGCGAGGACGACGCAGAGCUCCAGCCUCUGUUCCAAGGUUGUGCUUUUACAGCACCACGCGACAUCGAACCCGGGAAUAACUCAGUCUGGAAUGUCCAAAGCGUGCUACAGCUGGGAAUGGCCGAGUCUGGUCGGCUGAAAACGGUUGCUGACCACGAUUACAUGGGAGCCAACUGCGAAGGUGCCAAGGUUCCUACUAUCAAAGACAAUAUCCUCAAUCACCAUCGCAUGACAUCCCUGAUGUGGUAUCAUGAAGCCCUCGGAAACUUCAGCGCCUCACAAGGUGUGCCGUAUGUGCUCGGCGAGACCAACUCGAUCUCUUGCCAGGGAACGCAUCUGGUCUCCGACGUAUUUGCCUCCGCUCUGUGGGCAGUCGACUACGUGCUAACGUCCCCGGCCCCGAUCCCGGCCGCCCCCCCUUCCCGGCCGCCCUCGGCACCCACACACGCCUUCUCUUCAACAUCAAUUGCCCAUCACCAUAAUGCAUAA
Molecule: messenger RNA, 1146 nt
Organism: Diaporthe citri
Lineage: Eukaryota; Fungi; Ascomycota; Sordariomycetes; Diaporthales; Diaporthaceae
Exons: 5
Coding region: 1-1146 (381 amino acids)
Source: RefSeq, a predicted model, not a curated record